This is a messenger RNA of Acanthamoeba castellanii str. Neff, 960 nucleotides long. RefSeq lists its product as uncharacterized. The record is from RefSeq and is a predicted model, not a curated record. The transcript has a single exon. The coding region runs from base 1 to 960 and encodes 319 amino acids. NCBI's taxonomy places the organism in Eukaryota, Discosea, Longamoebia, Acanthamoebidae.
AUGAACAUGUGGGAUUGUGCCCUGGCAGGAAUUAAGCCCCAAUCACUCAUAUGCCUUGUUGAGCUCAUUAGCAUGGAAUGCGCCAUACGCCUGUGGCAUGCGCUCCCCGAUGAGCUCGGCGUCUACGCACGUGCCGUACUGGAAUGGGGCGACCACCGCUACGAUGCCAGCCUCAUCCAGGCCAUGUGGCCCUGGCUUGAGGAAUUUCUGCGGGUCAAGAGCGACACUGACGCUGGAUGUUGUGAACUGCUUGACAUGCAGAUACACGACGCCUUCCUUGAUGCUGUGUGGCCGCACCUCAAGCGCGCCAUGCUCCGACUGGGCGAGCUCACCCCACGCAACAAGCGCCUGCUGGCCCACUACUGGGCUGAUCGCAGUGAAUUUGCGACGCUGGUCAUCACCAGCAUCACGCUCAAUCACGCCAACCACUUUGCGCACGCUGGACUGAAGCGCCUGCGGCUGCCGCACAGCUUUGGCGAGAUGCUCUGGAUCUCGCGAUGGUGGAUGGAGACGCGCAACAUCGGCGUCGUCGUGCGGGCGCGAGGGGGCGAGCGAUGGGUGCCGCGAUCGCGACACUUUGCCGUCUACGACACCGAGACCAACGAACCCGCGCGGUUGCUCCCGUGCGAUCCGCCGCUGCGGGGACGCACCGAAUUCACUCACGAAGACGCCGCCUGGAUCCUGGCCGAAUCCGAGAGACGAAAGAACAAAAGGCGCCAACAGGUCAACUGCCCCGAGUGCGGGGCGUACGAUCCGACGGCGCAGCACAUGCGCACCGGCGACGGCUACAUGUGCGCCAACCGUAUCACGAAAAAGCGAGCCCCCAGAGCGGUGCCCUAUGCCAUCAAGAAGCAGCGACCGCAGAAGAUCGGGGAGCUAUCGAAGGCGAUCGCAAAACCCAAGCGAACACCGACCGCCAACCCACGCAAACGUGUUGCAGCGACAAAAAAGUUGUGUUGA